Molecule: messenger RNA, 792 nt
Organism: Medioppia subpectinata
Lineage: Eukaryota; Metazoa; Arthropoda; Arachnida; Sarcoptiformes; Oppiidae
Source: the annotation of a GenBank genome assembly
AUGAUUAGAAAUAACAUACAAACUCAUGAUAAUAAGCAACAGUCGUUACUGUUUGCACCCCUAACAAUAAAAGGGGUAACACUCAAAAACCGUAUCGGUGUGUCACCAAUGGUCACGUGGCAAGCGGUGGACGGUAUACCUAAUGAUUUUCACGUGGCCCACUAUGGCCAAUUUGCCCUGGGUGGUGUCGGGCUGGUUAUGGUAGAGUCUACAGCAGUGGAGCCCCGGGGCCUCAUCACACCGGCUGACACCGGCAUCUGGAAUGACGAGCAGGUAGAGGGCUGGCGCAGGAUUACUACCCUGAUCAAAUCGUUAGGUUCGGUGCCGGGCAUUGAACUAGCGCACGCUGGCCGCAAAGCUAGUACAUCUGUGCUUUCGUACAGUUCUAAAAGCUUGGCGACAGAUUGUGAAAAUGGUUGGUCUACUAUAGCUCCCAGUGCUAUACCAUUUGGCGGUGGUUUGGAUAAAGUGCCCAAAGAGGCCACACUUGAGGACAUAGAAAUACUGCAACAGGCGUUUGUGUCGGCGGCGCUCCGAGCGGUUAGCGCUGGCUUUGAGAUAAUUGAUCUACAUUUUGCGCAUGGUUAUUUGGUGAGCACAUUCUUAUCGCCUAUCAGUAAUCAACGCACCGACAGAUACGGCGGUUCGCUGGAAAACCGGAUGCGAUUCGGCUUAGAGACGGCCCGUCGGGUGCGGGAAGUGAUCCCCAAAUCAAUGCCACUGUUUGUGAGGAUUUCGGUCACGGAUUACGCGGACAACGGAUGGGAUGUCAACGACAGCGUAGAGUUCGCC